AUGCCUCCCAGGUCCUCCUCCCCGUCCUCCAGACGCUCCUCCGCGACGUCCCCUUACCCCGCAUCCGCAGCCCGCGCCCCCUCCGGUCAGCCAAAGUCGUCCAGGCAGCAGUUCUCUGCCUGCGGUGCGUGUCGCAUGCGAAGGGUUCGCUGCGAUCUCAAGGACCUCCCCCUCACCACCACCGGCCAACAGACCCACUGCUCGAACUGCAAGGAGCGCGGCCUCAAGUGCGUGGAUGAGUUCGCAGAAGUCAAAGCUGUCAAGCUCCUCCGGCGCGGCCGCCGGCUGCAGCAGGUCGAGGCCGUCUACGGCAAGACACUCGACGAGGAUAGCGACCUUUACCAACCCCCCACCCUCACUCCCAACCUCAUCCCACGACUCAGGCCGGAGUUCUUUUCUUCUCCCUUCUACAGCAGGUUCCACGUACAAUACCCAAUUAUCGACCCCUCCGAGUUUUGCUCUCGGUUCUUCGAGUUUGCAAAAGGGAAUUGCAAUGCAUUGGACAUCUCCGGCCAGCUCAUCGCAAUGAUACUCGCCGUCUGGGCCACCAGCUUUGGCGUCAACGAGUACGGCAUCGAGGAGGUCGAUAACAGUCCGCACGCCAUCCACAACCGUCAAGAGCGCACGAAUGAGAUGGUGAGAGAAGUAUUGCAGCUCAUCGAUAUGCACGGCGUGGUUCGCAAGCCCACCUGGGACGGUGUACGCGCCCUGCUAUUGUUGUCGCCUUUGACACAAGAUCUUCCAGAGGUUCAGACCCCUAUGGAGAGACUUGUCAUGCAUGAGGCUACGAUCAGCCAAGUCUUCACCCUUUGCAGCAUGGCUUCCGUGUCAUCAGUGGGCACCGGCCAGGGGAAGGGGGUUGACUUGUUGGUCAGAUCCCGUAUCUUCUGGCACGCACACGUUGUGGAGGGCAUCACGAGUGGGCUCCGCGGAGGAAAACUCCUUCUCUCCGACGAGGAUCUCAACGCCUUUCAGAAAACAGUCCCUCCGCUCGGUACCACCGCCGUCACAAGGUCCGAGGCUUACGAAUUCACGUACCGUUACGCGCAGGUUCCCCUCCAGCUUGCGUCCGCGUGCCGCAAGGUUCACGCGGCCCUCACAGGCCCCAGUGCUCGACAGAAUGACGAGAUCGACGAAAAUCUGCUCCACGAAGCUUGGGGAAUUCUGGAUCAGUCAUGGAAGGCUUUUGAAGGUUUAAAGGAGCUGGGAACCUUGGGCAUCAUUCGAGCGGAGGAAGUGGAGCGCUACAUCUAUGGCUGGCAGAUCUUCAUCUUCGAGUGUUGUGUAUGUUUCACAGUCAACGUCAUUCGCGAGGCACUCAAGCAGCGUGUCGUCGUUCACUCUAGUCGAAGAAAGACUCCCGAGUGUUCGCCAAUCGUAAGGAGCCCAGCCACCACGGAUGCAGCGACUCGUUUGCUCAAGGUUGCGACUACCCGAUGUUACACCACAGUGAAACGCGUCGUCUCCAUCAUCCGUCGGUUUUUGGGAACAGCUUUUUUCGAAUACGACGCGUCCCUUGUGCGAGAUGGAGUCUUCUUCGCAGGAUUCAUGGUUGCGGGCGAAUCCGGGACGGAAGACGACGUGCACGUUUGUCUUCAAGCCUUGCAUCAAAUGCGAUGGGCGUUCUCCAAAAACGAAGAGAGGGCAAGGACCGUACGAUUGGCAUGGGAGGCAAGGAAGGCGUCUAGUGGACGAAAGGCACAGCUAUCCCCGUCCAUAAGCUCCAGCGAUUACGACGCGUAUGCCAACGCGCUGCCGUCACAGGACCCUCGUCAACUUCCGCCCUCUUCGUCCUUGUCGACCUCUUCUUCCCGCUCUUCUCUCCGUGGCGAAUUUUCUGCGCUCAACACAGGUGGUGCGGAGGAUGGCAGCUGGACAUCACCCUCGUCGUCUUCGGUUUCGUCUGGCGCGCGUUCACGUCAAGGAUCGCUUCAAGAAGACUUCAUGGGCCCGGGGUCGCACAGAGGCUCCCCGGUCUCCAACCAUGCGCCCACUACCCCACCCUUCAUGUCAGGCCCCACACCAACUCAGCUGCAAUCUAGGACGUUCAAUCCCGUUUCAUCCACUGAGGGCUCAGAUAAUGUCGCAGUUCACUCCUUGGUUCCCCACCGCAUUUCGCCCACGUUGCAAUACUUUCCAGAGCUCGAACACUUUUCCUUCAGCCCUUCAUCGGCGCCGGUUGGUCAUACGCCGGUGGGAAGUACUUCCCACCAAUCGCAGGCAGCUCCCUUCGCGUUUGACAACGUUCCUUCGUUGUCGCCCUUGAGCAUGCGCAGCCAUGAUUCCCAACCAAGUCAGAACUCGAUGGGGACCCCGUUUUCGGGGCUUUACGACCCUCGCUCGAGCAUGCUCUUUGCGGGAUCGUCGCACGCUGCCCCUCUGUCGACCGGUGACCAACAAUUCGGAGGCUCGAGUUCUUAUUACCAUUGA
Heterobasidion irregulare TC 32-1 is the source of this 2430-nucleotide messenger RNA. RefSeq lists its product as uncharacterized. The coding region runs from base 1 to 2430 and encodes 809 amino acids. The transcript has 10 exons. The record is from RefSeq and is a predicted model, not a curated record. NCBI's taxonomy places the organism in Eukaryota, Fungi, Basidiomycota, Agaricomycetes, Russulales, Bondarzewiaceae. Gene Ontology annotation, biological process: regulation of DNA-templated transcription. Gene Ontology annotation, molecular function: DNA-binding transcription factor activity, RNA polymerase II-specific; zinc ion binding.